This is a messenger RNA of Lagopus leucura (white-tailed ptarmigan), 1203 nucleotides long. RefSeq names its product olfactory receptor 52I2-like. Gene Ontology annotation, biological process: G protein-coupled receptor signaling pathway. The record is from RefSeq and is a predicted model, not a curated record. The coding region runs from base 241 to 1203 and encodes 320 amino acids. Lineage: Eukaryota; Metazoa; Chordata; Aves; Galliformes; Phasianidae. Gene Ontology annotation, molecular function: olfactory receptor activity; G protein-coupled receptor activity. The transcript has a single exon. Gene Ontology annotation, cellular component: membrane.
CUGAAGUUCUUGCCAUCCAACAGCCCCAUUUCAUCAGCAAUUUUGCUCCGUUCCCUUCUCUCUUCUCCUGUUCCAUCACAGAGAUCCCAUCUCACACACAGCAGUAGCAGUUUGGGUUCCCUAUCUGGCACGUGCGUCAGUGCGUUGCCCUCAGCUUUGCGCCCUCAGUUCUGCACAUCCCAUGGGUCCCACUCUGGGAUCUUUUUCACAUUCUUAAGCACAGAAGCAAGAUCCUCCCGCAUGGCUCCUGGCCCCUUCAGCCUCCCCAACAGCAGCUCCUCCUCCUUCGUCCUUGUGGGUGUCCCCACCCUGGAAGCUUUCCCCAUCUGCCUGGGCAUCCUUUUCUGCUCAGCGUACAUCCUCGCCCUGCUAGGAAAUAGCACGGUCCUGCUGGUCAUUGCACUGGACAGGUCCCUGCGGGACCCCAUGCACUGCUUCCUGGCUAUGCUGGCCGCCAUCGACGUGGUGAUGGUGACGUCCAUCAUCCCCAAGCUGCUGGGCAUCUUCUGGUUCCGUUCCAACCAGAUCGGUUACACCGCCUGCUUUGCUCAGAUGUUCUUUGUUCACUCCGCCACAUCAGAGGAGUCAGGAGUGCUCCUGGCCAUGGCUUUUGACCGCUACGUCGCCAUUUGUCACCCCCUCAGGUACAGAAUGAUCCUGAAUCGACAAACAGUUGCCCGGAUAUGCCUGGCCAUCGUGGUGAGAGCACUGCUUCUCAUGGUGCCGUUGACAGGGAUGGUGACAAACCUCCCCUACUGCCGUUCCCUCGUGGUUCCCCAUUCAUACUGUGAGCACAUGGCUGUCACCAGUCUUGCCUGCGCAGACCCCAACCCCAGCAGGCUGUACAGCAUAUCUAUGUCCUCUCUCAUAGUAGGGACGGACACGGCUUUCAUUGCUGCGUCCUACCUGAUGAUCCUGAAAGCCGUCCUGGGCAAGGAAUCGUGCAGGAGGGCCUUCAGCACCUGCGGGUGCCACAUCUGUGUGAUGAUGCUGUACUACAUCCCCGGCCUGCUCUCCAUCUACAUGCAGCACUUCAGCCAGGCUGUGUCUGUGCGUGCACAGGUCCUGCUGGCCGAUCUCUACCUCACCCUCCCCGCCGUGCUGAACCCCAUCAUCUACAGCAUGAGGACCAGGCAGAUCCAGAAGGCAGCGCUCAACCUGCUGCGCCCCAGGAAGGCUCACGGCCAUCACAGCGCUCGGUGA